Molecule: messenger RNA, 2368 nt
Organism: Etheostoma cragini (Arkansas darter)
Lineage: Eukaryota; Metazoa; Chordata; Actinopteri; Perciformes; Percidae
Gene: tubgcp4
Product: tubulin, gamma complex associated protein 4
Exons: 18
Coding region: 111-2108 (665 amino acids)
Biological process (GO): spindle assembly; microtubule nucleation; mitotic cell cycle
Cellular component (GO): centrosome; spindle pole; gamma-tubulin complex
Molecular function (GO): gamma-tubulin binding; microtubule minus-end binding
Source: RefSeq, a predicted model, not a curated record
GCGUCGUGACGUAGCCAACCUGCGACAGCUCGGGCGGCAGUUUGUUUUGGUGGAGGAAUGAGAUGCUCACACCUGCAUUUUCAUCGUUAAUCAAAUAAAGGCGAAUUAACAUGAUUCACGAGCUGUUGCUAGCGUUGAGUGGAUACCCUGGGACGAUUUUCACAUGGAAUAAACGAACAGGUUUGCAGGUGUCCCAGGACCUUCCCUUCCUUCACCCCAGUGAGACCAGUGUCCUCAACCGGCUCUCUAAACUGGGCUCAGAUUACAUGCGCUUUACAGAGUUCAUAGAACAACACACAGGCCAUGUGCAUCAACAAGAACAUCAUACGAACCAGCCCAACCAGACGGGACUUCAUGGAAUUUACUUACGGGCUUUCUGCACUGGGCUGGACUCUAUACUGCAGCCGUACAGGCAGGCCCUGCUGGACCUUGAACAAGAGUUUCUUGGAGAUCCACAUCUGACAAUAUCUCAUGUGAAUUACAAGCUCGAUCAGUUCCAGUUGCUGUUUCCUUCUGUGAUGGUGGUUGUAGAGUCAAUAAAAUCACAGAAGAUCCAUGGCUGUCAGAUCCUGGAGACGGUGUACAAGCACAGCUGUGGGGGGCUUCCACCUGUACGCAUGGCCUUGGAAAAGAUCCUUGCUGUGUGCCAUGGUGUGAUGUACAAGCAGCUCGCAGCUUGGAUGCUACACGGGUUGCUGCUGGACCAAAGCGAGGAGUUUUUCGUGAAGCAGGGGCCCAGUGCAGGAGGAGCUGCUGCCAACCAGGAGGAGGAGGAGGAGGACCUGGGGCUGGGAGGCUUGAGCGGGAAACAGCUCAGAGAACUACAGGACCUGAGGCUGAUCGAGGAGGAGAACAUGCUGGCCCCGUCUCUGCAGCAGUUCUCGCUGCGGACGGAGAUGCUUCCUUCUUACAUUCCCAUCAGAGUGGCUGAGAAGAUCCUCUUUGUUGGAGAGUCUGUCCAGAUGUUUGAAAACCACAACCACAGCCCAUCUAGAGCUGGCUCCAUACUGAAGCACCAGGAGGACAUGUUUGCUGCCGAGCUGCACAGACUCAAACAACAGCCUCUUUUCAGCCUGGUGGAUUUUGAAAAUUUGAUUGAUCGCAUCAGGAGCACCGUGGCAGAGCAUCUUUGGACGUUAAUGGUGGAGGAGUCAGACCUGCUCGAACAGCUCAAGAUUAUUAAGGACUUCUACUUGCUGGGUCGUGGCGAGCUCUACCAAGUUUUUAUUGACCUCGCGCAGCAGAUGCUGAAGACACCUCCAACAGCCGUCACUGAGCACGAUGUGAAUGUGGCCUUUCAGCAGGCGGCUCAUAAGGUGCUCCUGGACGACGACAACCUCCUGCCUUUGCUGCACCUCACUGUAGACUACCAGGGCAAAGACAAAGAGGCGACAGGUGCCAGAGAUGGAGCCACUCCUCCACAAGACACGUCCCCUCGUGAGGUCCCUCCCUCAGGUUGGGCAGCUCUCGGUCUCACCUACAAGGUCCAGUGGCCGCUGCACAUCCUCUUCACUCCCGCCAUCUUGGAGAAGUACAACGUUGUGUUCAGGUACCUGCUGAGUGUGCGGCGGGUGCAGUCGCAGCUGCAGCACUGCUGGGCUCUACAGAUGCAGAGGAAGCACCUCAAGUCCAGCCAGACAGACGCCGUUAAGUGGCGACUACGCAACCACAUGGCCUUCCUGAUCGACAACCUGCAGUACUACUUACAGGUGGACGUGCUGGAGUCUCAGUUCUCUCAGCUGCUUCAGCAGAUCAACUCCACUAGAGACUUUGAGAGCAUCCGACUGGCCCACGACCACUUCCUCAGCAACCUGCUCGCCCAGUCCUUCAUCCUCCUGAAGCCGGUAUUCCACUGUCUGAAUGAGAUCCUGGAGCUGUGUCAAACCUUCUGCUCACUGGUCAGUCAGAGUGUGAUGUCACUGGACGAGAGGGGAACUGCUCAGCUGGAUAUCCUGGUCAAGGGCUUUAGACGGCAGUCCUCGUUGCUGUUUAAAAUCCUCUCGAGUGUGAGGAACCACCAGAUAAACUCUGAUCUGGCUCAACUGUUACUGCGACUGGACUACAACAAAUACUACACCCAGGCUGGAGGCACUCUGGGCAGUAUUUAAGAAGAGUGCAAAGGAUCCAGAUAUGGAGACGUUUCCUUCUAAGCCAAGAAGAAACUAAGAUCAGUCAGGUCCUUUGCUCUACACAAAAAGUGUUAGCACGGCAUGCCUGUUAAAAUGAUCUUUGAAGGGUUAGCUCACCCAAGUUAUACAUCCUAUUUUCCUCACUCAUCUGUAGAGGUGUGUGUAGCCAUGGAGACUGUUUUUGAUUUACAGACAGAGAUCUUCAGGUCUGUUCCUCUGAAACGUCUGCCACCACCUCA